CAAUGUCUCUACUGCUUUUGUUUGGUUUGGUGUUUCUGAGCCACUUCAAUGGUGGAUUCAAUACACCAUUGCCACCUCCAAGCUAUGGAGAUCAUGUAUCCAUUCUAAGCAUAGAUGGUGGUGGCAUAAGAGGAAUUAUUCCAGCAACUGUUCUUGAUUACUUGGACAAGGCUCUUAAGGUUAAGGAUCCAAGAACAUCGUUGGCAGAUUAUUUCGAUGUAAUAUCAGGAACAAGCACUGGUGGACUCAUGACUCUUAUGCUGGCAGCUCCAAACUCAUCUCACUCCCAUCAACCUCUCUUUACUCCAUCGGAAGUCGUACAGUUCUACAAGAAAAAUGGUCCUGAAAUAUUUCGUAGACAACAUUUGAUAACUUGUCCCAAAUACGAUGGAGAGUUCUUAAAACGAAAAACUGUUGAGUUAUUGAGAGAAACACGACUGAAUGAGACAUUGACGAACGUGGUAAUACCAACCUUUGACGAGAAGAAAAUCCAACCAGUUAUAUUCUCAAACUACAAGCUGAAGACAGAAAGUUACUUGAAUGCGAAACUGUCAGAUAUAGGUCUUGGCACUUCGGCUGCACCAACUUAUCUUCCAUCUCACCAAUUUCAGAAUGAUGGUGUUCAAUUUGAUUUGAUUGAUGGUGGUCUGGCCGCUAACAAUCCAGCUCUGGUUGCUGUGAGUGAAGUGAUACAAAACAAUGGGGAAAAGGAAAUUUUGAUGCUGUCAUUAGGAACUGGAAUACCCAAAUCUAAGGAGAAGUUAGGUGGCAUAUUUGAUAUUGGGUGCCAAGCUGCAUGGCUACCUUUUCACAUUGAUGUUAUCAGUGAAGUUGCAUUCAGCACAGACAUGACUCGUUACUAUCUUGCAACAAUCUUCCCUGGCCUCUUACCUGCCAAAAACUAUCUUCGAAUUGAGGAGUAUAACCUCCCUCCAUCCUUGCAAGCAUUGGAUAAUACUGACAAAAAGAACAUGGAUAACCUUGAAAAGAUGGGAAAGGGUCUGUUGACCCAAAAAGUCAAGAGGAUGAAUGUGAAUACAUUUCAACCAUUUGAACUAGACCACACAAAUGCUCAAGCUCUUGACAGGUUGGCUGAGAAAGUAUUUGCAGAGAGGCAGUUGCGUCUGAAAAGGAAAUCUAUGGAAAAAGGAGGAAGACCUUUGGUUGAAACUGUUCAAGUUCUUUCUGAUUGAAGAAGUGAGUAUUAUGAAUAAAUGUUAUGUGUGUGAUAUUAUAUUAUGUUGUGUACGUUUGUUGUAAUAUAUGUGUGAUGUGUGGGAUAAGGUUGAAUGCUUUGGGGUUCUAUGUAACUCCCAUUUGCAGGAACCGUGGAUCAUGUAAUAAGGUUGAAUGUUUUUGAGUUGUAUGUAACUUGAUUGCUAGGACCAUGUAUUAUAAAAAGUGAUCCUUUGUUUGGUGUUUU
Molecule: messenger RNA, 1423 nt
Organism: Vigna angularis (adzuki bean)
Lineage: Eukaryota; Viridiplantae; Streptophyta; Magnoliopsida; Fabales; Fabaceae
Product: patatin-like protein 3
Exons: 7
Coding region: 3-1193 (396 amino acids)
Biological process (GO): lipid metabolic process
Molecular function (GO): monoacylglycerol lipase activity; glycerophospholipase activity
Source: RefSeq, a predicted model, not a curated record